AAAACAUUAUUUGAGGAUACUCGCGGACCUCUAUCAAUAGCACUGGCAAAUAGCACCCUUGCUACAACCGAGCAGUUGAUAUUUGAGAUCAACGAACGGCGGAAGAAGGACCGAAAAGAACAUCAGGAAGAGAGAGCAAUGGACCAAAAAAUACGCCAGGAAGAGAGAGACCAGGACCGAGCAGAACAGAGGGAGAAAGAGCGCAAGCAACAGGAAGAGAGAGACAAGGACAGAGAAGAAAGAAACAGGGAGAGAGAAGAGCGGAGAGAGGAGUACAGACAAUUCUUUGCUUACAUGGAUAGCAAAACUACGGCCAUCCUAGGACAGGUCGACCAGAGGAUUGCUGAACAAGCCCAGGAAAUUAAAGAUAAAAUCUCCGAUGAUCUCAACAUCCGAAUGGAUGAGAUGUCCCUAAAUAUGGAGAGCAAACUUACCGAAUUGAACACAAGCUUGCGGGUCGACAUAACCAACGAAACCCAAAAGCUAGAAAAAUGA
Molecule: messenger RNA, 495 nt
Organism: Nilaparvata lugens (brown planthopper)
Lineage: Eukaryota; Metazoa; Arthropoda; Insecta; Hemiptera; Delphacidae
Product: golgin subfamily A member 6-like protein 6
Exons: 1
Coding region: 139-495 (118 amino acids)
Source: RefSeq, a predicted model, not a curated record